This is a messenger RNA of Megalobrama amblycephala (Wuchang bream), 2844 nucleotides long. RefSeq names its product stearoyl-CoA desaturase b (gene scdb). Gene Ontology annotation, biological process: unsaturated fatty acid biosynthetic process; response to fatty acid. The record is from RefSeq and is a predicted model, not a curated record. The transcript has 6 exons. NCBI's taxonomy places the organism in Eukaryota, Metazoa, Chordata, Actinopteri, Cypriniformes, Xenocyprididae. The coding region runs from base 243 to 1202 and encodes 319 amino acids. Gene Ontology annotation, molecular function: stearoyl-CoA 9-desaturase activity; iron ion binding; palmitoyl-CoA 9-desaturase activity. Gene Ontology annotation, cellular component: endoplasmic reticulum membrane.
AGUGUUCAAAAAACAGCGUUCAUGGCGUCCACAACAUGAGCAUCAGAUAACCGGGCAACCAAUGAAACUGGUAGGGCAGGAUGGCAUCCUUUCAGCCUCGCCCAAUUGCAUCAUUUUAAACGAAUUCAGUCGCUUAGACACGCAAAAAAUUAUUCACUCGACGGGAGAACCUUCCUGCUCUCAUCAAUCAAAUUGCGAUAAUUCUUUAUGGUUGCACUGCAAACAAGGAGACUAAAACGAGAAUGAAAGCAAUGGCCGAAACGACGACGACGACGGAUGAUGUUUAUGAUGAUGCUUACGAGGAGAAACCGGGCCCGAGACCUCCACUUCAAAUCGUAUGGAGAAACGUUAUAUUAAUGUCUCUUCUGCACCUAGGAGCUCUUUAUGGACUGACGAUUCUUCCAUCUGUCUCUUUCUUAACGCUCAUAUGGACGGGAGUGUGUUUCAUGGUAAGUGCUCUUGGAAUAACCGCCGGCGCCCAUCGCCUUUGGAGCCACAGGUCCUACAAAGCCUCAUUGCCAUUACGAAUCUUCCUAGCGGUUGCAAACUCUAUGGCUUUUCAGAAUGAUAUCUACGAAUGGGCCAGAGAUCAUCGUGUCCACCACAAGUUUUCCGAGACUGAUGCGGACCCACACAAUGCCCACAGAGGAUUCUUCUUCGCUCACAUCGGCUGGCUGCUGGUCCGCAAACACCCAGAAGUUAUUGAAAAAGGACGCAAGCUGGAGCUCACUGACCUUAAAGCAGACGGGGUUGUAAUGUUUCAGAGGAGGCAUUACAAGUUAUCUGUGGUGGUGAUGUGUUUUCUUAUCCCCACGUUUGUACCUUGGUACUUUUGGGAAGAGAGUCUCUUGACCGGUUACUUUGUCCCUUGCCUGUUGAGAUACACUGUGGUCCUUAAUGCGACCUGGCUGGUCAACAGUGCAGCUCACAUGUGGGGAAUGAGGCCCUAUGACAUCACCAUCAAUCCCAGAGAGAAUAAGUUUGUUGCCUUUAGUGCCAUUGGUGAAGGAUUUCACAACUAUCAUCACACAUUCCCCCAUGAUUAUGCUACAAGUGAGUUUGGCAGUCGGCUGAAUCUGACCAAAGCGUUUAUCGAUCUCAUGUGCUUCUUUGGACUGGCCAAGGAUUGCAGGAGGGUAACUCGUGAGACCAUCUUGGCCCGUGUUCAACGCACCGGUGAUGGCAGCCACAAAAGUGGUUGAUUUGAUCAGUACAUACCAGAAACAAACAAACAAACAAAAAAAAGUUAUAAGCCAACAUAUACAAAAGCAUUUCUUAGUGUGCAAUGAAGAUUGAUCUGUAUACACUCUCAUAUGAAAUAAGAAUCUCUAGAGUGUGUUGGACUAAUAUGUGUUCUUAAGAAUUCUUUCCUUUUCAUGACUGUGGGGGAUUAUUUUCAGAGAUGGUAAAGGCCAUAGAUUGGGAGUAAUGUCUCAUGAUUGAUAAUUAUGUCUCAGUCUGCCUCAAGAGGCAAGAGAUGGUACUUCACUAGUUAAACAUCCAUGUGCCUCAUUACAGCCCUCUCUCAUGAAUAGUUUUAUCUGGCUAAGCACUUAUGGUUCUGAUUUAAAAAAAUAUCAUUCCAGAGCUGUAAAAUGCAAUGCAAGCUGUAAAAUUAAGAUGACAUGCCAUUAAUAUACUGGCACUACAUUUUCUUAGGUGAUAAAAUCUGAUUUCCAUUUGAAACUGAAAUAAUUUUAAUGACCACUGAAAGAUUAAUUUACAGAUCAGUAUAAGUAGUAAAAUAUAAGACUGUGCCACAGAAAUGUCCAUGGGAAAAUCGUUCUCGAUUCAUUUAAAAUUGAUGAUUGCGAUUAGUUCUGUUUAGAGUAAUUUUGUUAGUAUUGACAGAAGACCUAUACAUGGAAAUACAUCUUCUGUCAUUACUGAUCAUAUUUUUUUUCACAUUAUUAUUAUUAUUAUUAUUAUUUAAAUAAAUUAUUCUACAUGCCAUUGCAAAUGUCAAAUCAGUGGUGCUUAUAAUGAGGAAUUUCCUCAAGUGAAAUGAGCAAUUCAUCAGAAAUUUGUAUUUCAUUUUCCAUAUUGCAUAGCUCUUUAUCUGGUUUCCUUGGACAAUUGGUGCUGUAAAAGAGCACCUGUGGUGCCCAGGUAUAUGGUGACCUCUUUUCUAAUUAAAUACAUCGAAGCAUCAAAGGACUAUUUCAAGUAUUUUGAAAAAUAUUUAACCAAAAAAUUUUUUUGAAAGAAAUGUAUCUGUUGGGGUAAAUGUAUUAAGGUGUACAUUUAUUCUAGCAGAUUUAUUACAGGACAUUUAUUUGUCCUCGUUAUGUAAUCCGAGGAUUGGAAUAUUUAAUUCAUCAGAUAGUACCUUGCCCUUUGCCUUAUAGAUUUUGGGUUAGACUCAAAAUUGAAAAUGCAAAAAUGAUGUAUAGCAUCAGAAGAAUUGUUACAAACUUAUGAAGUUUUAAAUCAGAUGUAUAAUUCGGGAUGGGCUCUUUUCUCGGCUCUUCUUUGAUGAAUGAAUGACAACCUGUAGCUCCCUACAAAUAUUCCUUCACACAAAUGUUUGAUAGGUUGUUAGUGGUAUUCAUUUCUCCAAAUAUAAGAAAAAAUAUUCUCACCAAAUGCUAUAUAUUUAAAACAUACACCCAUGUUUAGGAAGGAGACACAAAUUGACACUAUGUUUUACAGCUUAAUUAUUUAUACAGUGUUGACCUUUGAUGUCUGGGAGCCUUAAUGGGCACAUUUUCAAGGAAUGUUGUUUCAUGUACCAUAAACCAAAAUUUCUAUAAGUGGGAGAGUUUUGCGAGUUGUACCGUGAGUUUUGUUAUGAAUCAAUAUUAAUCUUUUCUUAAUUGAAUAAAAUGUGUGUAUAUCUGAAAA